CCAGGCGAGCGCGGCGGCCGGACCGGGGCCAUGGCGCCCGCGCAGCGCCCGCUGCUGCCGCUGCUGCUGCUGCUGCUCCCGCUGCCGCCGCCGCCGCCCUUCGCGCGCGCCGAGGACGCCGCCCGCGCCAACUCGGACCGCUACGCCGUCUACUGGAACCGCAGCAACCCCAGGUUCCACGCGGGCGCGGCGGACGACGGCGGGGGCUACACGGUGGAGGUGAGCAUCAACGACUACCUGGACAUCUACUGCCCGCACUACGGGGCGCCGCUGCCGCCGGCCGAGCGCAUGGAGCACUACGUGCUGUACAUGGUCAACGGCGAGGGCCACGCCUCCUGCGACCACCGGCAGCGCGGCUUCAAGCGCUGGGAGUGCAACCGGCCCGCGGCGCCCGGGGGGCCGCUCAAGUUCUCCGAGAAGUUCCAGCUCUUCACGCCCUUCUCGCUCGGCUUCGAGUUCCGCCCGGGCCACGAGUAUUACUACAUCUCUGCCACACCGCCCAAUGCCGUGGACCGGCCCUGCCUGCGGCUGAAGGUUUACGUAAGGCCAACCAACGAGAGCCUGUACGAGUCCCCAGAGCCCAUCUUCACCAGCAACAACUCGUGCGGCGCCCCACGCGGCCGCCGGCUGCUCCUCGGCGCCGUCCCCGUGCUCUGGACCCUGCUGGGCGCCUAGGCCACCCCUGGACCCUGUGCGCCCGUGCUGCCCGCCGGCCGGGACGCCCCCGGGGCAGCCAGGACCCCCCGCGCCCGAGGGACUGCGUGUCGGCGAGCCCUGGCCUGGCCGUCCCGUUCCGUCGGGGCCUGGAGCAUCUCUCGGCGAUUUUUUUUCGGUGCGUUUUUCCCGGUUGGAGCAGAAAGACUUGAGUUUUUAAUUUAAUUUAUUCCUUGCUGUCGCCCGUGACUUUGGGAAGGGGACGAUGGAUGGGGUGGGGGUUCAGGGGACCGGGGACCCCGGUGCUGUAUGUGUUGGGUCCCGGCUGGCUCCCACCACGGACCCCCCCAGGUGCCCCAGGCUGGAGAGGCGCGUCCCCCUGAAUGUGGUCUGGGGGCCUCAGACCCCCACCCUGCUCACUCCUGAUGAGCGUCGCCCGGAGUGGAAACCCACGACCUUCCGCCCGAGGCCACCGCGGAGCCGCGACCCCUCGGAAUCACAGCGCCCACGUCCCCCGGUCCCCCGCGGCCUUGCCCGAUCGCCCCCGAGGCCAAGAAGACGUCACAUUUCUGUAAAUAGAGCCAGCAAGUAUAUACUGUGAUUUAUUUUUACUGUAUUCCUGAGGACGGACUGGAAAAUUUCUUUUUUUUUUUUCCCCCCCUCACCCCUUCAGAGGGGGCUUUUAUUUUGGCGGGGGGGUGGGGUGGACUUUUUAGAAUAGAAGCCGCACUUCGCAAUAAGCUCGUUCGUCUGUCGGAGCCCCUCCCUCUAUUCUGUGACCUGAUAAUGUUUAUAAGAAAAAAGAAAACGGGACAAAACAGGAUGGGGGGGGUGGGACCACCACCCAAACACACCCCCCCCCCGAGACACUUUAAUGACGCAAAUGGUGCAUUUGUACAAAUUUCAUAUUUCUACCCGCCUUUCCUGAUCUGUGUUUUAUAUAUAUUAUAUAUAAAUAUAUAUGGGGUGCGGCCGCCCGGAGACGGCCGGCCCGGGGGCUUUUGUAGGGCUGGCCGCGGGGCCUCCCCACUCCCGUCACAAUCAACUUUGGAUUCUGUAUU
Molecule: messenger RNA, 1715 nt
Organism: Equus quagga
Lineage: Eukaryota; Metazoa; Chordata; Mammalia; Perissodactyla; Equidae
Gene: EFNA2
Product: ephrin A2
Exons: 4
Coding region: 31-675 (214 amino acids)
Biological process (GO): axon guidance; ephrin receptor signaling pathway; osteoclast differentiation
Cellular component (GO): plasma membrane
Molecular function (GO): ephrin receptor binding
Source: RefSeq, a predicted model, not a curated record